GUGAGCCCCACGUGCCUCCAGGCAGCGGCCGAUGCGCAAUGGCGGCGACGGUCGAGCAGAUGAGAGAGCUGGCGGACAGGCUGCUGGCGCUUGAGAGAGACAAUGCCCAGAUGGUCGAGGAGCUCCGACGCGUGAGGCAAGAGGGUCCUCACCAGCAGAUCGUGGAAGCGUUCAGAGAAGCGCUAGAGGAGACUCGAGGUCGGAGGUCAGGCGGCAAUCUCAUCGACACGAAGGGACUCAACAAGCCGUCGGUGUUCUCGGAUGACGAGUCAUCAUUUAUCACGUGGUCGAGGAAGCUGGAGAAUUUUGUGGCCAAUGUCUAUCGUGAGGCAAGAGAGCUGCUAGCCACUGCCGCGGAGCAGGUGGAGUCGGUCACGUACCAAGUACUUCAAGGGGAUGAUCUUCAGAACCCGAGGAUCGGCCAGGAGAUGUUAGAGGAGAUCGAUGACCAGUUGUAUGUAGUGCUCUCGUCGCUGACGGACGGCGAGGCGUUCAAUAUCACGGUAUCAGCAGGGAGUGGCAACGGCUUUGAGGCGUGGAGGCGCUUGAACAGGCGCUUCGACCCCAUCACGGCAGGCAGGUCGCGGAGCAUCCUCCGCAGUAUCAUGGACCCAGGCAGGGCUAAGCUUCAGGACCUCCAGGCUGCCAUCGAGAGGCUGGAGGAGUUGAUGAGACGUUACGAGAGCCGGAGGGACACCGCAGGACAGCGCCGCACGCUCGCAGAGGACAUCAAGAUGGCGGCGCUGGAGGCCAUGCUCCCAGACGAACUAGAACGGCAUGUGCAGAUGAACAAGAAUCGCAUCACGUCCUAUGCCCUGAUGCGUGAGGAGGUGACCACCUAUGCAGAGAGCCGCGCCGGUGUCACGACUAAGGCAGCGGCCAAGCCCCCGUCCAAGCCUGUCGCCACGGACCCGGAUGCCAUGGACACCAGCGCCCUCUGGCGCGACACUGGCAAAGGCAAGAAGGUUGAAUGGAAGGGCAAGGGCAAAGGCGACAGCAAGGGCAAGGGCAAGGACGGGAAAGGUAAAGGCAAAGAGUCCAGCUCCAAGGGUGGCAGGCAGUCCGGCAAGAAGGGAUCCAUGAACGACGCCUACGGCUCCGCCAAGCAGAUGUGCUGGAACUGCGACAAGCCUGGCCACGUCGCAAAGGACUGCUGGGCGCCACCUCGUGGACAAGGCAAAGCAGGAGGAAAGCAAGGAGGCAAGACGAGUAAGGAUUCGAAGAAUAGCUCGAAGGGAGGUCAAGGGAGCCUAGAUUACGAACCAGAGCAGGAGCGCGACGCCGGUGCUCUGGAAAUGUGCUGCUUGGACUCGAGGCAUGACGAGUGCCUUCAGCUGGCGAGCUUCGAGGACUCUGAGAAGAGCCGAUGGGUUCGGAUGAAUUUCGACACGGGCUCCGCGAAGACGGCGUUCCCUCUCGAGAUGGAUGGCGGCGAGGCCAUGAAGACGGAGAGUGUCCUCAACUUCAGGACCGCCACCGGGGAGAUUAUCAACAGCACCGAGGGCUACAGCAUUCGCGGCAUCACGGAGCACCAGCAGCUGCUGAAGUUCAAGGGCGUAAAGGCGCCCGUCCACAAGGUGCUCCUCAGCGCGGGAGAUGUCACAGGAGCAGGGAACGAUGCAUUCCUCAUGGGCGACUUCGGUUACAUCAUCCAUGGGAACUCCCCGGUGCACGCAGAGCUGAGGGCCGCGUUCAGAGAGAUCGCGGCACGGCACAGUUAUGAAGGCAUCGUCACCAUGUACAAGGAAAGGAACGUGUACAACCUCUACGUGAACGUGAAUAAGGACGAGGAAGGCGGGCACGACCUGUGCCCCUACGACGAGGGCCAGCCGGGUGAUGAAGAGAUGCAGGCAGAGGAUGAAGCUGUGGAGCAGGAGGUGCCGAAGCAACCUCACCGAGUGAAAGCUCCAACGAGAGAGGAGGUAGAAGAUCACGAGUCCAGCGGCCACGCCGUGCACCGCACGUGGUGCCGGCACUGUGUCGCUGGAAAAGGCCAGCAGCACCCGCACCUGAAGCAGACAGAGGAGAGCUUGGAGGUGGAAGCAUGCUUCGACUACGGCUAUAUGGGCAGGCGUGCAGAGGAGUGCGCGCCGAUUAUCUGUGCGAGGGAGACGGGCCAAGGAAGCUACGCAGCCACGACGGUGCCCACGAAGGGAGCGGCACCGUACGCCAUCGCCUACAUGGUCGGCUGGUUGAAGGGCCUUGGCUACAAGAAGAUCAUAUUCAGAUCGGACAACGAGCACGCGCUGCUGAAGCUGCUGGACAAGGUGUCGGAGAAUCUCAUGGGCGUGGAGUGCGUGCCUCGCACAUCGCCUGAAGGGGACAGCCAGGCCAACGGGAGAGCAGAAGCAGCGGUCAGGGAGAUCAAGAACCAGUGCCGGGUGCUGAGGAGCGAGCUGCGCGAGAAGUAUGGGAAGCCUAUCCCAGAGAAGUGCUCGCUGUUCACGUGGCUGCCAAGGUUUGCGGCCAACUGCGUGAACCGCUACAGGCUCGGCAAAGAUGGCAGGAGCGCAGAGCAUAGGCGCUCCGGCAGGAGAUGGAAGCGCCCGGCGGUCAACUUCGGCGAGAAGGUGAUGCACCGCCCGGCAGGGGCGGUCAAGAGCCAAGCGAGCUUGGAGGACAGGAUGAAGAUGGGCAUCUACGUCGGGCAUAAUGAACGAUCUGGGGCCUCGAUGUUCAUCACGGAAGGUGAUCGAUACGACAUGGACUACCUGAUGAAGUGCAAGGGAUGUCCAUGGGCGCCUUCUGAGCGCGGCACCGCGGACAAGCCGAUGGUGGGCGCCGCGGAUGGGCCGGAGGUGAUUGAGAUGCCGCAGCCAGCGGCGACCGCGGCAGGAGGCGCAGCUGGAGAGGCGGCAAGGGCAUCCCAGCUUGGCAUGAGGAAGAAUUUCUACGUUAUGAGGGCCGAUAUCGAGAAGUACGGCACCACCGCGAGCUGCGCGGCGUGCAGGAAGAUGCUGGAGGGCCAGCAACCCACGACAGGGCACAACAAGGAGUGCCGCGACAACAUCCUGAAGAAGCUGAAGGAGGAGGGCUCUCAUGAAGCAAGUGUGAGAGUCAGCGCUCACGAGUCAAAGGUGGGCAGGCCGCAAGGUGAAGCGGUAGAGGACCUGAGGGCCAAGAGGUCGCGGGUCGAGCAGGAGGAGCGACCCGCGCAGGAGGUGGCAGGCGAGCCGCCUCAGGAGUCAAGAGAGACGGAGGCGAGCCGGGAGAUGCGGCUCGAGGUGACGGAGGACACGUUGACGAUGACGUGGAGCUGCCGGCAGGCCCUCAGCUGCGAGAAGAUCAAGAUGGUCCCAGCUGUCGCGAAGAGGCUCAAGGAAGCAAUGCGGCAUCACGAGCUGGAUGCCAGUGAGGAAGAGAUAGUGAGCAUGGCCAUCUGCCUAUGCUCGCUUGCGGCGGUGGACGUGGCCGAGAUCUAUACACCUCCGAGGUUUACCCCCAGUGCGGCCAGCUGCGGGAUGAGGCCAGGGUUCUGCAUCGACCUCACCACCGUCAAAGCCAAUGGGCAGCACUGGGACCUCGCCAAGGAGGAGGACCAGAAGGAGUUCGAGGAGCUUCAGGCGAAGGAAGAGCCGAAGCUUUUGAUCGGCUCGCCACCGUGCACGGAUUACUGCCCGUUGUUGAGGCUCAGUCAGAGCAAAGAGGAGGUUGACGAGAGAAGGCGUGUCGGUGGCGACAUGCACAUCAGGGUGUGCGCCGCCGGCUACAGGAGGCAACUGGAGGCCAACGCGUACUUCCUGCACGAGCAUCCGAAGCACGCGGCCUCGUGGAAGCUCAAGGAGAUGGAGGAGUUGGCGGCGGACCCGCGCGUCUUCAAGGUUCACGGGCCAAUGUGCAACUGGAACCUGCGCGCGGAGAACAAGCACGGCGAGACAGGGUACAUUCGCAAGGAGACGACCUGGCUGACGAACUCGGUGGAGCUUGCCAAGACGCUGCGAGGGGUAUGCGCGAACCACCGAGGAGGCCCGAUGCACCGGCACUUGCACUUGAUAGGAGGUGAGCGCGUGAAGGCGGCGGCCAGCUAUACACCGGAGCUGGUUCGGGGAGUGCUACGAGCGUUCCAGCGCCAGCUCACGCACGACAAUGACGAGUACGUCCAGCAUAGCUUCGACGCGGUGCCGGUGCCGGACAAGACGCUCUGGUGGGACGAGCCGGAGAGCUACGAGGAGGUCGAGAAGGCUUGGGACGACAUCAACCAGGAGGAGCUCGACGCGAAGGAGGUCAGGAAAGCCAGGCAGGAGGAGAUGCAGUGGGUGAAGGACAUGAAGGUGUUCAAGACUGUUCCCGAGGCAGAGUGUUAUGAGAAGCAAGGCAAGCCGCUGACGAUGAGAUGGACUGAUACCCGCAAGGUGACUGGAAAGUAUCGCUCGAGGCUGGUUUGCAGGGAGAUCAAGCGUGCCAAGAAGGUCGAGGAUAGGCUCGACCCGGCGGAGGUCUUCAGUGCCAUGCCCCCGAUUGAGAGCCUCAAGAUGCUGAUCAGUGAGUGGAUGACGUUGAACGACGGGCACGACAUCAAGGACUUCGCGAUGGCAACAUUCGACAUCUCUCGAGCGCACUUCUCGGCAGAGCAGAACAACAGGGAGGUGUACGCGACGCUGCCAGAAGGCUUCGAGAAGGAGGGGCACGUCGCGAAGAUGCUGAAGGCUAUGUACGGGACCGAGGAUGCGGCCCACCUGUGGGGCGAGACAUGGGCGGGCCAGCUGGAGAAGCACAAGGUUCGCGUUGGCACGGCCUCGAGAGCUCUAUUCGCAAACGAGAAGUACAAAGGAUUAUGCCACGGCGACGACUUCGUGGUGCUAUGCAAGAGGAACAACGUCGAGGAGUUCAAAGGGAUUCUGAGUGAGAAGUUCGACGUGAAGUGCGGCGCGAUCAUUGGCUUCGCGGAGAAGGACGACAAGAUCAUGGCCAUCCUCAACCGGGAGGUGAGGAUCAACGACGUCGAGCAGUGCUUGGAGCUCGAGGCGGACAAGAGGCACGUGGAGAAGUUGCUGAAGGAAUUGGGCCUGGAGAAAUGCAGUAUCGUGACCACGCCCAGGGUGAAGCUUACCCUGGAAGAGGUGCAGGCCCACGAGACCAGUCCUCUGCUCAGCCCAGCAGAGGCCACCAAGUACAGAUCGGCGACGAUGAGGUUAAAGUAUGUGGACCAGGACCGCAUAGACAUCACCGAGUCCGUCAAGUGCUUGGCGCAGCACAUGGCAGCACCGCGUGAGGGACAUCUUACCGAGUUGAAGAGGCUUGUGCGGUACCUCCGUGGUGCGCCCUACGAGAAGCUGAUUUACAAGGCCCAGGAGCACGGUGACAUUGAGUGCUAUGUCGACUCUGACUGGGCUGGGAGCCUCAAGGACCGGAGAAGCACUUCCGGCAUGCUACUGUUCAGGGGUUCCCACCUGCUGAGGAGCAGCAGUGCGCUGCAAUCGAUCACGGCACUAUCCAGCGCUGAGGCGGAAUACUAUGCGGCCACCAAGGGCGCCGCGUAUGCGCUGGGCACCCGGAGCUACUUCCGCGACCUCGGCCGCGAGCUUGGCGUCACGGUUCACACGGACUCGAGCUCGGGCCGCAGUUUCGCAUCGAGACGCGGGCUCGGGAAGAUGAGACAUAUAUGUACGAGGUAUCUAUGGUUGCAAGAGCAAAUCUCGGGGAAGACGCUCAAGCUCUUGAAGAUUGCUGGGACUGCGAACCCAGCGGACAUCAUGACAAAGCAGCUGCCCGUCAAAGAUAUGCACCGCUACAUGUACGAAGCGGGGCAACGGCGCAGUGAGCAG
This is a messenger RNA of Prorocentrum cordatum, 5765 nucleotides long. The record is from the annotation of a GenBank genome assembly. NCBI's taxonomy places the organism in Eukaryota, Dinophyceae, Prorocentrales, Prorocentraceae.